AUGGCACCAAGUGAGGAAGGCGAGCUCAGCGCAGGAUCUGCAGAGGGGCUUCAGGCGAGUACUUGGUACACAAAGAGGGCGCAGCAGCGGUGGGUGGUGCCAGCUUCAGGCAUGCGGCGGCUGCGCAGAGCUUCCAGCAAUGCAGGGUCAGAGCUGGCAUCUUUUGAGGAACAUUCUGCUAGCUCCGGCCUGCAGCCUGCUGAAAGCACUCUUAAACGUGGUGACCUGGCGGUGUCACACAUGCGAGGUGAGCACGAGCUGAGUCCGGCCCUGAAGGCGCUGAGUCAGCUUAAUCAUGAUGACAGCGGCGGCUGGAUCCACGACCUCGACCGGCUGCAGUCAAAGGGGAGUGCUGUCCUGGGUGGGAAUGCCGGCAUUCCAGGGCUAAAAGUCCUACCUUCUGAUGGGCCAUCGGGGAGGCAUGAAGCUGCGGAGGUGCAUGCGCUGCUGCGCAACAUUGCUGCCGCCCCCGCCUUUGCGGCCGAGAGGGCGCUCACCUGGCGAGAGGAGGUGCUGGAACGCCUCUGCAGACGGGCCCUGGACCAGCCAGAAAACAACAGAACCCGACUCGUUCAAAAAGCGAAUGGCUCGUCAAGCUUGCCAGCAUCAACAGAGGCAAUCAUUGGAGUGGCAACUUACCGCGACCCGGGCAACGCAUCAGAAAAGAGCACCACUGCAGCAAGCAAUCCUUCAAGGACCUUUUCUGAUGGCGGCUUGAAUGGAGUUGGCAGCAGACCAGGGCUUGCAUGGGACGCGCACUGCAUGGCCGGGGUUUUGCUGGGGGCAGGAAUAGCGAUGGCGGACCUAAUCAGGCAGGCAGAAGGGGCGUGCGCCGAACGCGGGGCCGCCCUGGCAGCUGCCUGGAACCUGCACACCGCCGUGUGUGACUCCAUUAUGGAGAGUCUGAGGGAGGAGGCAGCCCAGCAGGAGCAGAAGAACAUCACUCUGCAGGCCGAGCUGAUGCAUUUGCAGUCGGCGGCUGAGGACAACAAAGCACUGCAGCGGGAGAUUGACCGCCUCUGCAAGGAGGUGCAAGCGCAUGAGGUGGCGGCAGCACGAGCGGCGAUAAAAGAGGCGGAAGCCGAGGAGAAGCUGCAAUCCGGUCUUGCUGAGCUGGACGCGGUGGAGCGGAUGGCGCGGCGCCUGCUGGCGGGCAUGCGCUGGCGGCAGGCCACGAUCCUGCAGGGGUCCGCGCAUAAACAGAGCCUCUUCCGGCUGCCCAGCGCCCGCAGCCCCUGCCCGCAGCCCGUCCUGCAGCAGGUGGCAAUGCUGCAGGGCACUUCAAUGGCUCUUGCAGUCUCGACUUUCCGGCGGGACCGGACGAGGGCGGAGCAGCGACUGGCGCUCCAGAGGGCGUCCGCGGAUUCUGGCGGCCCGGGGUCCAGAUUUGCAAACGUGGUGCAGGACACAAUGGUUGGCAGCGCUGCACUCUUGUCGGCAAUGGCAGGCGAUGCGAAGAAGGCCGCCCAGAUGCUUGACACUCUUGCCCCAGAGGCACAAGCAAUGGUGCUAGCAACGCUGGCGCCGUCAGAGCGGACAGGGCUGCUGCGAGGAAUGUCCGACGAGGGCGCUGCGGCAUGUUUGGCGGCCAUGAGCCUGAACGCGCGCGGGGGAGUUAUUGCGGAUCUGACGACUGCCGAUCCCACGCUCGCCACUUGCGCACUCGCCUUCAUCUGGCAUUCGGCGGCGCUGGCGGGCAAGUGGUUGGGCAGCAUGGCUGCCCCGGAGGCUGCCCGGGAGCUGCUGGAAAACACCGACCUGCCCCAACAGCGCCAAGUGCUACUGCGUAUGAAAGCCCACCGCGCAGCCGCGCUCCUCGAGGAGAUGGAGGCGCAUACAAGGGAGGGUAUCCUGCAAGGGCUGGCUCCAGAGGCGACAGCUGCAAUUCUGCAGGCCAUGCCUCGCGCCAUGGCUCUGUCCAGCUUGCAAGCCUUGAUCAAGCCAAUUGCGCAGCAGGUGCUGGCGUGCUUUGGGGGUUCUGAGCGGGCGGCGCUGCUGAGUCACCUGUCUGUCAGCGACACCCUGCGACUCAUCCAGGGAUGGGUGACAGAAAGGCAGAGGGAGUUCCUGCAGGCGCUGCCAGCUUCCACUGCCACGGAAGCUACCGUGCAGCUUCUGCUGCAGUCCUCCCACAAAUGGACAUACUCCCCACCUGUGCCUGCGGCAGUAGGAGCCGGAUACUCUGCUGGGGAAGAUGGGGAAGAUUUCUCGGAACAGCAGGAAGCCGAGGAGGAAGUUGACCAGGAGGAGGUGGAGGAGCUGAGGGAAGCUGCCGGGAUGGAACUCCGCGCGGCUGCUGCCGCGGUUUUUGGCCUGCCCUUCGAGGACAAGGCCAAACUUAUCGGGGCGCUGCCGCCAACUGCCGCCGCCGCGCUCACCGGCACGCUGACGAGGCAGGAGGGUGCACAGCUUAUGUCGGAGCUGCCGCAGCCGCAACUGAUCGCCAUCCUCGAAGCCAUGGGCCCACUUCAGAGAUCUGAGACGGAGGACGCCCUUCUGGCAAUCUCCAAGUCAACCGGCAGCCCACGCCGCCGCUCCCUGCGCAGCAUCCUGCGGCCGGAGCGACCGGACACAGCAUCUUCGAUUGGGUCAAGGGCUUCGAAUAUGGACUCUUCUGCCCGGCGCACCUCGCGACUCAGCAUCCGCGCUGGCAACGGCAGCGCCUCCCUCUCCAUCGAGAAAGGCGUAGGCAUGAUGGUGAGGGAUGCAAGGGUGUCCAGGAAGUCAGUUGUGCGGCCUCCAACCGGGGGCAGCGUUGAGGAGCAAACACAGGGCGUGCAGUUGAGACCAUCAAAGGUCGGCUUCAGGAAAUCAAUGGCUCGUCCCUCACUGGCAGGCAACAACGCUCAGGAAGCUGCACAGGACCCGAACCAAAGACCGUCCAAAUUUGGGCCCAGGAAAUCUAUGGCUCCCUCAACAAGGGCAGACACCCCAUAA
This is a messenger RNA of Coccomyxa subellipsoidea C-169, 2937 nucleotides long. RefSeq lists its product as hypothetical. NCBI's taxonomy places the organism in Eukaryota, Viridiplantae, Chlorophyta, Trebouxiophyceae, Coccomyxaceae. The transcript is spliced from 19 exons. The coding region runs from base 1 to 2937 and encodes 978 amino acids. The record is from RefSeq and is a predicted model, not a curated record.